ACCAUUUUCGAAGAUAGAACAAGAAAAAGUUAUAUUAGAAAUUCAGACUGCAAAAGCGAAAAAAGGCAAGAAAGAACGCCGCGAAUAUCAUUUAUUAAACACAUACGAAGUUCUCGAAUUCAAUGGUACAACAUUUCUAAUAAAGAAACGCCAAAAAUUAGAAAAAACAAUUUACGUGAUUUGCUACGAAGAUUUAUACGAUCGUUUAUACGAAUGUCAUGCGAAGAUCACAAAUCAUGCGGGUCAAGUUAAAAUGCGUAAAUAUUUUUGUACACGAAUGUCAAUACCGCGACCCGCAGUAAAUCUAUUUAUCAAAUGUUGCGAUAUUUGUAAAACCAAACAACAAACCGGUCAAAAAACUAUACCUAAAGGAAAAAAACCGAUUCAAACGAUUAAAUAUAAUAAUCGUGGCCAAAUCGAUUUAAUUGAUUUUCAAUCGUCACCUGAUCUCGAAUAUAAAUGGAUUCUUUUAUAUAAAGACGUUAAAACAAAUUUCAUAUGUUUACGACCAUUACAAACGAAACGCGCUUCAGAAGUUGCAAAUGAAUUGUUAAAAAUAUUCUUAGAAAUUGGAGCACCACAUAUUUUGCAAUCAUCCAAUGGCAAUGAAUUUGUUGAGCAAAUAAUUGAAGAAUUACGAUGUCUGUGGCCAGAAUGUGUCCAAGUACGUGCUCGACGUACACUUCAAAUUGAACGCAGCGAAAAAGAUAUUGAAGAAUUGCUACGUGCUUGGAUUGCACAGCAUAAAUUAAUGCGCUGGUCCCUCGGUUUACAUUACGUCCAGUGGCAAAAAAAUACCAGGUUUCAUGAAAAUUCAAAUAAAUGCGCAUAUAAAUCGUUAUUUGGAUGUGAUCCCAAAGCUGGGUUUGGUUUGGAUAAUAUACCUCAAUCGAUUUUAUCGAAAAUUAAUGAAGAAGACGAUUUGCAUUUGUUAAAUUUACAUGAUAAUCAGGGGCAAAGUGGAGAGUUUUCCGGGAAUAAUUUAUAUGAAAAUCAGAGUCAAUCAGUUAUGGAAAAUGUUGUAAUUGCAUUAGAUCAACAAGAUUUAAAGUUUGUUUUCCAUGAAGGGAUUAAACAUGAAUAAACUUGUCAUUCAAGGUAGUACGAGCUCAGUCGGGUAAAAAUUAGUCAUUCGCGUACACUAAAGUCUGCCUUCACAGCGAGCUGCAAACUAAACCACUGUUUCUGAUAAAUUUGACCUAUUUUUAAAAUGCUGCCAUAUCCACACUUUUCGAAGUAGAGGGUUAACUAGCAGCUGAUAUUUUUUAUUUAGAUAUAUUCUGAAGAAAUCGAUCCACUUUUUACUUGAUUGUUUCUAUUUCGUUAUGGUCAUCUAAGGCCAAUCGAUUUUUGAAAAGUCGUCAUAAUCAGAGAACUUUUUUCUAUUAACUCGAAAUCUUUUGAAAUUUUCAAGGAAUAUACUUCAUUAUAUACCCAA
Molecule: messenger RNA, 1438 nt
Organism: Chrysoperla carnea
Lineage: Eukaryota; Metazoa; Arthropoda; Insecta; Neuroptera; Chrysopidae
Product: SCAN domain-containing protein 3-like
Exons: 2
Coding region: 254-1084 (276 amino acids)
Biological process (GO): DNA integration
Molecular function (GO): nucleic acid binding
Source: RefSeq, a predicted model, not a curated record